Molecule: messenger RNA, 1365 nt
Organism: Danio rerio (zebrafish)
Lineage: Eukaryota; Metazoa; Chordata; Actinopteri; Cypriniformes; Danionidae
Source: RefSeq, a predicted model, not a curated record
GUGAAGAGUUUAUUGAAGGACAGCGAGAACAUGAGUGAUCCAGAACCCUGCAGAAUUAAACAUGAAGACACUGAACAACAAAUAGACCUAAUUGAAGAGUGUGAGGAGAGUAAAGAAGAGGAACACCAUGUCAAAAUUGAGGACAAAACUCAUUUACAGACUCAUGGUAUUUUCAAAAGGAGAGACAAGAGUGGUUUUACCUGCACCCAGUGUGGAAAGUGUUGGGCCAGCAGAAGGAAACUUAAGAUUCACAUGAGGAUCCACACUGGAGAGAAACCAUUCACCUGCACUCAGUGUGGGAAGAGUUUCAAACAAUCAUCAAACCUUAAUCUGCACAUGAGGAUCCACACUGGAGAGAAACCAUACACAUGCACUCAGUGUGGAAAGAGUUUUAGCCAAGCGCCAACACUUUAUACACACAUGAGGAUCCACACUGGAGAGAAACCAUUCACAUGCACUCAGUGUGGGAGGAGUUUUAGCCAAUCACAAAAUCUUCAAAAACACAUGGUGAUCCACACUGGAGAGAGACCAUACACAUGCAUUCAGUGUGGGAAGAGUUUCAGCCAACCACCAUCACUUUAUACACACAUGAGGAUCCACACUGGAGAGAAACCAUACACAUGCACUCAGUGUGGGAAGAGUUUCAGCCAAACAUCACACCUUAUUAAACACAUGAGGAUCCACACUGGAGAGAAACCAUUUCCAUGCACUCAGUGUGGGAAGAGUUUUAGCCAAUCACCAUCACUUUAUGCACACAUGAGGAUCCACACUGGCGAGAAGCCAUUCACUUGCACUCAGUGUGGGAAGAGAUUCAGCCAAUCAUCACACCUUAUUAAACACAUGAGGAUCCACACUGGAGAAAAACCAUUUCCAUGCACUCGGUGUGGGAAGAGUUUCAGUCGAUCAUCACACCUUAAUGACCACAUGAAGAUCCACACUGGUGUAAAAGAGUAUAUGUGCUUUGAGUGUGACAAGACUUUUAUUAAAGCUGGAGAAUUGAAACAGCACCAGAGGGUUCACACUGGAGAAAAACCGUACGAGUGUUCACACUGCAAUAAGAGAUUUGGUGGUUUAGGAACCCUGAAAAAACAUGAGAGGAUCCACACUGGAGAGAAACCGUACGAAUGUUCACUCUGCAAUAAGAGAUUUAAUUGCACAGGAACCCUGAAAAAACAUGUGAGGACUCACACUGGAGAGAAACCGUACGAGUGUUCACACUGCAAUAAGAGAUUUAGUUGCUCAGGAACCCUGACAAAACAUGAGAGAAUUCACACUCGAGAGAAACAAUAGACAUGAUCAGAAUCUUUAGAGCAGGGGUCACCAAUCUCGGUCCUGAAGGGCCGGUGUCCCUGCAGGGUUUAGCUC